AUGUCAUCGUCUUCCCGCCACCCCAAACCCACCGCGGACCCCCUGACCAAGGAGCAAAUCGAAGAACUGCGCGAAGCGUUCACCCUGUUCGACACCAACGGCGACGGAACGAUUUCCGGCUCGGAACUGUCCACCGUGCUGCGGGCCCUCGGCAAGAACGUCUCGGACGCCGAAGUCGAGGAACUGCUGAAGGAGGUCCGCACCGACGACGAGGGCCGCAUCCGGUUCGGGGACUUUGUGGCCAUGAUGACGGUCCGGUUGAAGGACUUUAACAACGAGGACCAGCUGCAGGAGGCUUUUCGGAUCUUCGAUCGGGACGGGAAUGGGCGGAUUUCGGCGGAAGAGCUACGGGUCGCGUUGAGGUCGUUUGGGGAGCAGUUGACCGAAGAGGAGCUGGAGGAGUUGCUGCGUGAGGCGGACGUCAACAGUGAUGGCCAGAUUGACUACGGGGAGUUUGUGCGGAUGAUUACGCAGUGAGGGUAAAGGGAAAGCCUUUUUUGGUU
Molecule: messenger RNA, 503 nt
Organism: Culex quinquefasciatus (southern house mosquito)
Lineage: Eukaryota; Metazoa; Arthropoda; Insecta; Diptera; Culicidae
Product: calmodulin-A
Exons: 1
Coding region: 1-477 (158 amino acids)
Cellular component (GO): myosin II complex
Molecular function (GO): calcium ion binding
Source: RefSeq, a predicted model, not a curated record